Messenger RNA from Harpia harpyja (harpy eagle), 3504 nucleotides. RefSeq names its product DNA polymerase alpha 2, accessory subunit (gene POLA2). Bases 297 to 2087 code for a protein of 596 amino acids. Gene Ontology annotation, biological process: DNA replication initiation; DNA replication. The record is from RefSeq and is a predicted model, not a curated record. The transcript has 18 exons. NCBI's taxonomy places the organism in Eukaryota, Metazoa, Chordata, Aves, Accipitriformes, Accipitridae. Gene Ontology annotation, molecular function: DNA binding. Gene Ontology annotation, cellular component: alpha DNA polymerase:primase complex.
CGGUCCCCGUGAGGCGCCGCUUCCCUCCUCAGCGCUGUGAGGAAACGCCGGGAGGGCGGGAAAAUUCCCGCCUUUUCCCUCCACGGCGGGACGGGGUGGGGCGGUGGAGGGGGGUGCCGGCCACGCCCCCUCCCCCCGCCCAUCCCUUUCCCGUUGGCUUAUUGACCCCCUACAUCUGCAUAGCCCCGCCUCUUUCCCCUGCGCUCUUUCCUUAUAAGGCGCGGCCCCACCCGCUUCCCUCCCUGCUGCCGUUAAGCGCGGCGGUGUCGCGCUCGGGCGGGCUUUUCGCCGCCGGGAUGGCGGAGCCGGUGUCGGCCGAGGCGGUGCUGCGGGAGCUGGGGCUCUUCGAGCUGCGCUGCCAGGGGGAGGACGUGCCCGCCAGGCUGGUGGAGUUGUGCCUGACCCACGAGCUGGACCCGGAGGCGUUGGCCAACGAGCUGUUGGCCUUCGUCACCAGCAAGAACCUCGGCACCCAGCUCUCCACCGAUGGCCUCGACGCCUUCGAACACGAGGUCCUCACCAAGCGGAGUAGCAGGUACCACCAGAAACGGGACAACCGCUACGGUGGUCUCCACGACAUCUACUCCCUCCAGGAGCUCCUUGACGAGGAAGAAGAUGAUGAGCUGCUGGACACCUACACCACGCCGUCCAAGGGUUCCCAAAAACGCAGCAAUUCCACCCCGGAAAACCCCCGGCCCAAGCGGACCCUCUCCUCCCGCAGCCCCUACGUGCUUUUCUCUCCCAACACCUUCUCCCCGAGCGUCACCCCCUCCCAAAAAUACACGGCGCGCAGCAGCCGCGGCGAGGUGGUGGCCUUGUUCGGCUCCGUCCAGGGUCCUUCCUGGAGCGGUCGGGGCGGCCGCAGUUGCACCCCAAAACUUUUCGGUUCCCCGGAAGAAAAUCUGACAAAAAGCUACAAAUUCAUGUUCCAGAAAGCGCUUGACGUCCGGGAAGUGCUGUCUUGGAGGAUCGAGGAGCUCGGUGACGUCCUGAAGAGCCACCAUCACCUGGAGGACUUUGCCUCGGUGUUGCUCCCGGCGCAGGAACCGGUGACGGUGCUGGGUCAGAUCGGCUGCGACAGCAACGGGAAGCUCAACGCCAAAUCGGUGGUGCUGGAAGGUGACCGGGAACACUCCUCGGGCAGACAAGUCCCCCUCGACCUCUCGGAGCUGAAGGAAUAUUCCCUCUUUCCCGGUCAGAUCGUGGCACUGGAGGGGACCAACAGCACCGGGAGGAAGAUGGUGGUUUCGAAGCUCUACGAGGGGGUGCCCCUUCCCUUCCACACGCCGCCGGAGCCAGCCCCAGAGCAGAGGAUGGUGCUGGUGGCCUGCGGACCCUACACCACCUCCGACAGCAUCGCCUACGACCCGCUCGCCGACCUCGUCGAGGUGAUCGUCCGCGACCGCCCCGACGUCUGCAUCCUGUUUGGGCCAUUCCUGGAUGCCAAGCAUGAGCAAGUGGAGAACUGCCAGCUCCUGGGGUCCUUCGCUGAGGUCUUCAAGCUCUGCCUGAAGACGAUAAUCGAAGGCACGAGAAGUGCCGGCUCUCAGCUCGUCUUCGUCCCCUCGCUGCGCGACGUCCACCACGACUACAUCUACCCGCAGCCGCCGUUCCUCUACCCUGAGCUGCCGAAGGACGACAAACCGCGCGUGCACUUCGUGUCGGACCCCUGCACCCUGGACGUCGACGGCGUCGUUUUCGGCCUGACCUCCACCGAUCUGCUCUUCCACAUGGGUGCCGAGGAGAUCAGCAGCUCAUCCGGAAUCUCGGACAGGUUCACGCGAAUCCUCAAGCACAUCCUGACGCAGAGGAGUUACUAUCCGCUGUACCCCCCCUCGGAGGAGCUCAACGUUGACUAUGAGACCUUCUACAGCUAUGCCUCGUUACCCGUCACACCGGAUGUCCUCAUCACCCCGUCAGAGCUGCGGUACUUCGUUAAGGAUGUGCUGGGCUGUGUCUGCAUCAAUCCCGGCCGGCUGACGAAGGGCCAGGUCGGGGGUACCUACGCCCGCCUGUACAUACAGCGGGAGGACGCCACGGGCGAGCGGAAGAGUCCGUGCGUUGCCGCUCAAGUUGUUAAAAUCUAAAUCGUCGGGACAGAGACUUAUUUUUUCGACCCUUCUUCCACCUACGACUUAAUUCCUUCCUGGAAACAAACGGAUGUUAAAAUACACUUUGAAUUUUGGUUAAAACCCACCCAAAACGCUUGUGUUUGUCCCCGUGCCCGAAGCUGCCUUCGCCUGACCCCCUUUCACGAGGUGCCGACUUUGCACCGUGCCCCGGUUCCUCCUGGAGCCACCCUGCCGUGGUGGGACUCUGCUCCGUGGAUGGAGGCGGAGACUCCAUCCUAAUAAUUGCUAAUUAAUUGAUUAAUGCUAAGCAUGAGGUGGCAGGAAGCUGGGUUUUGUAGCGGAGGGUUUUUGUUUUUUUUUUGCAGGUGUGGUUUUGGAUGUGCUGGAUUAACAGCGAUGUGGGUGCAGGGCGAUUUGGGGUCACUCGUUAGCUGGAGUGGGAGGGCACGGACUCCUUGUGUCUUCCUCUCCUGCUCGUUAGGUAAACGAAGAUAAUCCUCCAGCUGAAUUUACCCACAGAAAAGGGGAAAUCCUGGUGUGGAAAGGGGAAUCUCGGCACAUGGCGGGGCCGCAGUCCUCCUCCGCCGAGGUACCGGCAUCCUCGAUUCACCUCCUGGGUGACAUCAUUUGGGAUGAGCUUCCUCAUUAUGGGACUCUGAGUUUAAUUAGUCCAAAAGCAAUUAAUUUACAGGUGCCCGGGGGGGCUGCACCACCGCUUCACCAGUUUCGGUGAAGGAUGCCGCAGCUCCUGGCUUGGCUGUGGGCAAAAUACCAACGUCGGGUUUGGGUUUGAAACAUUUUUCCCCCACUUUUUGCCUCAAAUUUGCGGCGAGGAAGCUGGAAAAAUUAAUUAAAAUCCCUCCCUGCUCCGCUCAGUUCUGGCUCUCCUGGUGUUCAUUCCGCUCCAAGGCCGGGCAUGGGGAAAGAAAGGUGGAAAAAGGGGGUUUUUUGCCAAAGAAAAGGUAAAUCCGAUGUGAAGAAAGGGAAUGAAUUUCAUAACUCCCCGCCGCGGGGUAGUUACAGACGUCGGGAGGCUGGAAAAUGACAUUGUCGGUUGGUGCUGAGCUGGCGCGCGGCUCUCUUCGUUAAUUUUCCACUUAAUUACCCGCCUGGCCUUAUUACAGACUCUCUGUAAAAGCAGCGUGUUUAUCUUCUCUCACCCUUUAAAUCCCAUGUGGGCGUGAGGGCGUAUUUAGGGUAAAAAAGGGGAAAAACAGGGUCCGGGGAGGGAGAUCCUCUCUCAAUUUUUGCGUGUAAGUCUGGCUGGCCAGGAUUUGCCCGAAAAGCUCUGGUUUCUCCCCAAAUAUCAGUGCAAAGCAGCUGGGCAGUGUCGUUGUCUUCUCCAACUGUCACAUCUCAGUCUCGGUUCCUCCUCUGAUCUUUUGCUGAUUUUAGCACUUCUCACCCCAAAUAAAAAUGCUGUUUUUUCCCA